AUGACGCAGCCAUUCCAGCGACUUGCUCAUUCACAAUACAAAGGACGCCAUUGUGAAUUCUGUUUGUUAUCCGCUUCAGUCAAGGCGAAAUUUGGAAUCGCGACUGAAGAAAAAGUGCUCUGGACUUUCCUCCGCGGCUUUGGCCUUUCGAACCACUGCGUUGGCUUCGUCCUCUUUGCAGUCACGAUGAACCGCCUCUUCGGUGCUAAGAACAAUGCGCCCAAGCCAACACUCAACCAGGCAAUUACAGGAGUAGAAACGAGGAUAGACUCGAUCGAUGUCAAAUUAGCCAAGCUCAACGCUGAGCUGACCACCUAUCAGCAGAAAAUGGCCAAGAUGCGCGAUGGUCCUGGGAAGAACGCCAUCAAGCAGAGGGCACUGAAAGUUCUACAGCAAAGGAAGAUGUACGAAUCACAAAAGGACAACUUGAUGCAGCAGUCUUGGAACAUGGAGCAGGCCGGCAUGAUGCAGGACAAUCUCAAGAAUGUCAUGACCACUGUUGAUGCUAUGAAGACUACCAACAAGGAAUUGAAGAAGCAGUACGGCAAGAUCGACCUUGACAAAAUAGAGCAGAUCCAAGACGAGAUGGCUGAUUUGAUGGAAAUCGGCAACGAAAUCAGCGAGAGUAUGGGUCGAGCCUACGAUAUUCCAGACGACGUGGACGAGGCGGAACUCGAUGCUGAGCUGGAAGCUUUAGGAGAAGAGAUGACCUUUGAACAACAAGCUGAGACUGCUGGUGGAAUGCCUGCCUUUAUGCAAGAUGAGGCACUACCGACGUUUGUCGACGAGCCCCCCGAGUCGAAAAAAGUCGCUGAACCUGCUGGAGGAGCACCUUGA
Molecule: messenger RNA, 837 nt
Organism: Lithohypha guttulata
Lineage: Eukaryota; Fungi; Ascomycota; Eurotiomycetes; Chaetothyriales; Trichomeriaceae
Gene: VPS60
Product: Vacuolar protein-sorting-associated protein 60
Exons: 2
Coding region: 1-837 (278 amino acids)
Biological process (GO): late endosome to vacuole transport via multivesicular body sorting pathway; vesicle budding from membrane
Cellular component (GO): multivesicular body
Source: RefSeq, a predicted model, not a curated record